AUGAGUUUUGUGCCAAAAAAUUUACUUGAAAAUCUUUCAAUUCCAAAUUCACAUGUAGAACAAAUUAUUGAAAGAUUAGUGAAAGGUGAUAUGAAAUUUGUUGAUUUUAUUGAAUCUUUGAGAGAUAAAUUGACAGCAAGAGAGGCAGAGGUUAGAAGUGAAGGGGUUGGUGAACUCUGCGCUGUCUUUCUAAAUUUGACUAAAACAAAUGGUUCUGUAUUGGAAUCUGGAGAUUAUGAAUAUUUACUUAACUUUUUGCUUUCUAAGGUGGAGGACUCUGCCCACUUGGUAGACGCACUUAUAACGGCAAUCUACAUUUUAACAGAUUUAUUGGAACGUUUGUUAACUCAACUUUUUGAAAAUAAUGGAGUGCAAAGUUACAGUCGGAAAGAUCGACUUCUUCUUUUUGCAAUUUUUGAAUAUAUUUUGAAUUUAACUCUUGAAUCUCUUAUUUUUAGUCAAAAAAGAUUAAUUCUUGCAUUUAUACAUUCAGCACAAGGGGAAAGAGAUCCUCAAGUUCUUCUUGGAGUUUUAAAAAUUCAUCAAAUUUUGGCUAUCCAAUUAAAUGAUCCAUUACUUGUUGAAGAUAUGUUUGAACUUUCAGAAAAUGAUGACAAUUCAAUUACUUCUUUAAUGCUUAAACAUGCUCUCGAACUUUGUAUGACAUCAAAUGAAUUAUUUGUUUCUUUCUUUUUUCAAUUUAUUGUUGAAAAAUUAGUGGAAAGUGAUGCUGAUGCAGUUGGUGGUGGUGGGGGUGGUGAUUGUGAAUUACUUAAUAAACAAUUGGAAAUUUGUGAAUUUUUUGUUUUUGCUUGUAAACGUUUUAAUUCAAUAUCUAGUGCAAUUGAUACAAAUUCUAUUGAUGAUUUGUUGACAGCUUUUCGUUUAAUUUUUAUGAAUCCUUCUCAAAAUUCUAUUUAUUUAACAAAAAGCACAAAAAUUGUUAAACAAAUUAUUUUUGUUCUAAAUAAAGAAUUUACUAAAAAUGGAAUUGAAAAAGUAAAAGAAUUAACUAAACAAAUGGUUAAUUCUACUUUAGAAAAUAUUGAACCUUUUAUUCUUCAAGCAGAAAUGGGAACAAUGGAAAAAAGUUUUUGUCUUUUAGAAUGUUUGGUUGAAGCAAGUUUGGAUUUAUUUGACUCUAUAAUUACUAAAAUAUUUUAUUGGAUUAAUAUUUUAAUUGAAGGAAAAACUCUCAGAGCUAAACAAAAUUGGAUUGAAAUAGCUUGUGAAGCAAUUAAUUUACUUCCUUAUUGGCUAAAUUUAUGUGUUGGUUUUAUCCCUAAAAAUUCAUUUAUUAAUUAUUCUCCUUCGAAAGAAAGAGUUGAGGAAAUUGUUACGAAUUCAAUAAUUCCUUUAAUUUCUGCUAUUUUUUCAUUAGAAGAUUCAGAAGAUAUUCAAAUUUUUAUAGGAAAAUGUAAUUUACUUUCUAUUCUUCUUUUACCAAUUUGCACAGAAUCUUCAAAAGAUUUGCCUUGCUUAAAAUUAUUUGGUAAUUCUUUAACAACAAAUAAACUUUUUAACAAUUAUUGUUUACAACAUUUUAAUAAUAUUCUUUUAACUUCUGAUUCUUCAAUUUUUGAUAAACAAAAAAAUAAUUUAAUCAAAAAAUUUAUUUCACUUUUUGUUGUUUACAAAAAAAUUAAUUUUGAUAAUUUGGAUUGUUUUAAUAAUUUUGAGAAUUUUAAUAACAAAAUUAUUUUUUUGUCUUCUUUUGUUUAUCCACAAUUGGAGAAAGAAAGGAAAUUAAUUAAAACUUUAAUUAAUAUUAAAAAUUAUUUUACAAAAAUUAUUUCAAAUAUUUUUGAACAAAUUAAUUUUGAAGAUAAAAAUUUAAUAAAUAAAUAUUGCUUGGCUAUUGAAGAAAUUUUUGAAAGAUUAAUUGAAAAUAAUUUUGAUUGUUUAGUAGAAGAAUUUUUGGAAGAAAUAAAGAAGGGAAUUUUGGAAAAUAAAAAAAUAAAUUUAAUUGAAAUUAGUGAUUUGGAGUCUUUUUCUAAUUUAUUUAGAAAAAUUGGAAUUUUACUUUACAAAAAUAACAAAAAAGAUUUACAUUUAAAAUUGUGUAAUUUGGUGCUAGAAAUAAUUACUAAAAAUAAUAAUUUAAAUGAAGAAAUAAAUAAAAGAAGAAUAUUUUUAUUUUCAAAAAUUUUUUUGUUUUUAUUUUUACAAACAGAUGAGAAGGAUUUAUUAAAUUCUUUUACAAAAAUAUUAUUUUCUUUAAAUUAUUCUGAGGAAAAUAAUUGGUUAAUUGAAUGUUUAUUUAAAAUAUAUUCUAAAUUUGUUUUUAAUUGUUUAUUAAAUAAUGAAGAGGACAAGGAGGGGAGUGAGGAAUUGGAGAAAUUACGUUUAUUGUUUUUUGAAAAUAUUUUGAAAUUAAAAGAGGAGGAGAAUAAGUUAAUUAAUUUUCGUUUGGAAUUAUUCGAAACUCGUUCAUUUCUUUUUUUAAAUAAAAAAGAAAGUCAAAUUAAAUUAAAUAAAUUAUUAAAACAAAUUGUUAAUUUAACUGAAGAUGAAGCUAAAAUAUUUGUUUUUAAUGCAAAAAUAGAAGAAUUAUUAAAUUUUGAUUUAAUAUUUUGUGAAUUUUCUUCUAUUUAUUUAAAUAUUUACAAACAAAUAAAAGAUCAAAAUGAGAAAAAAUUAAUUCUUUUAUGUUUGUUAGGCCCUUUAUUGAAAUUAAUUGAAAAUAUUCCAACAGAAUGUUUAUUUAAUGAAUUUAAUAAAUUAGCUCCAUUAAUUAGCGAUGCUCUUCCAAUUAUUUUUUUACAAAAAAAUUUUUCUUCAAUAAAUGAAUGUAUUUUAAAUAGUGUUAAAUUAAUUAUACAAAAAUUACCUUUUACUAAAAAGAAUUCUUCUCUUUUACAUUCAAUUAUUUUUAAUUUAACAGAAAUACCUCCAAAAGGAUUUUUAAUUAAAAAUUAUUUAAUUAUUUUUGAAUGUUUGGAAUUAGUUGCAAAAAAUUCUUUUAAUUUAAUUAACACAAAAGAACAAUUUUUGGCUUCUCUUUAUUGGCGUGUUGUUAGAAUAUGUACACGGGCUAUUAACGAAAAUCCAAAAAGAUUGGUGCGUCAAAGGGCGGCUUCGGCUAGAAAUUUGUGGGAAUUGUUAUUUUGA
Molecule: messenger RNA, 3111 nt
Organism: Meloidogyne enterolobii
Lineage: Eukaryota; Metazoa; Nematoda; Chromadorea; Rhabditida; Meloidogynidae
Source: the annotation of a GenBank genome assembly